Molecule: messenger RNA, 1172 nt
Organism: Solanum verrucosum
Lineage: Eukaryota; Viridiplantae; Streptophyta; Magnoliopsida; Solanales; Solanaceae
Product: NEDD8-specific protease 1
Exons: 2
Coding region: 191-874 (227 amino acids)
Biological process (GO): proteolysis
Molecular function (GO): cysteine-type peptidase activity; deNEDDylase activity
Source: RefSeq, a predicted model, not a curated record
AAAUACUCUUCCGUAAGAAAAAAAAGGGGAAAAAUUGAAAGCACCUGAAAACGGAGGAGUGCCACCGGAAAUCAAAACUUCCGGCGAUUUCAGCAACGCUUCCAGUACAAGCAGUUUGAGAAAUCAGUUACCGGAGAACGAACGGAGAGAUUCAUCGGAACCCUAGACCGAAUCAAGUUGCAGUGGCACGAUGGCUAAAUCCGGAGCAGAUGAGAAGAUUCUCAGCUACAACGAUGUCGUUCUCCGGCGAUCAGAUUUGGACAUUCUCAACGGUCCUAAUUAUCUCAAUGACCGCAUCAUUGAGUUCUAUUUUAGCUAUCUCAGCUCACUCUUUCCAUCUGACGACAUAUUACUGGUUCCACCUUCUAUUGCUUUCUGGAUUAAAGAAUGUCCUGAUCCUGAAAGCCUGAAAGAUUUCAUGGAACCACUUCAUCUCUCUCGAAGGAAGUUGAUUCUCUUACCUAUAAACGAUAAUUCUGACGUGUGCAUGGCUGAAGGUGGGAGUCAUUGGAGCUUACUGGCUUUUGAUAGAAACUCCAAUGUAUUUGUACAUCAUGACAGCAGUUCCGGGUGCAUGAAUGAGUAUCAUGCCAAACAAGUAUACAAGGUUACUCUUCCGUAUACAUCAUCCAACGCCACUUAUAAAGAGUGUCCAAACACACCAAAGCAAGUCAAUGGUUAUGAUUGUGGCGUGUAUGUUUUAGCUAUUGCACGAGUCAUCUGUCAGUGGUAUGCAAGCAGUGGAACCCAAGAUGCAGAUACUCUGUGGUUCUCUCAUUUGGAACAGGUCACUCCAAGUGCUGUUUCUGUGAUGCGUAAUGAUAUUCUGGGGUUAAUAAAAGGUCUGAUGGCUGCACCUAAGACUGUGGCGUAACGCUCAAUGAUGUGAGUGAAAACCAUGCAACAAGUUCGAAAUCCAGCAGAGAUAAAAAACACUAGGUGAGGUUUAAAUUCGAGCAGUGACCAACAUGAAGUUUGGUAGUCAGUUAUCUCACGAUUUUGUUGGAUUUCAGGAAAGAUUUGCUAUUUCAAAAGAAAGCUAAUGGGGAAAACUAGGAAUAUAGUAUCUCCAUUUUGAUAAAAUAAUAUUCAUUGUUGAAAAGACAGUGGUGUAAUCCAUAGUAGAUGAGGCAUCUUGGUUUUGAUCAAGCCUUGGUGCACCUUCUCCCUAA